UGCCGUGGCAGCGCGGGGUGGGGCGGGGCGGGAGGCCGGAAGUCCCGCCCACCGGGCUCCGCGCGCGCCGAUUGGCCGGGGCGAUGGCGGCGCCGGGCGCCUGGUUCGUCUUCGGCUUCGAGGGCGCGGACGAGCCCCCGCGCGGCCCCGACACCGGCACGGCCGCCCCGCGCGCGCUCCCGCUCCCCCCCGGCGGCGUGCGCGCGCUGCGGCCCGGCUGGGACUGCGUCGUGAUCGUCACCGGCUCGGGCGCGGCGGUGCUGCGGGGGGGCGCGGGGGCGGCGCUGCCGGGCGGCUGCCGGGACGCGGUGCCGGGGGAGGGCCACGUGCUGCUGGUGCUGGAGGCGGCGCUGGAGGCGCGCUCGUGGGCGGCGCUGCGCGGGGCCGGGGCCGGGGCGGAGGAGCGCGCCCCCGCCUGGCGCCGCCCGCUGCCGCCGGCCGCGCCCGCCCCGGCGCUGCCGCUCGUGCCCGGGGGCUUCGCGGCGCCGCGCGCCCCCUUCUUCUGGCCGCUGCCCGCGCGCCUGCGCGCCCGGCGCCUGGCGCUGGGGCUGGAGCACGCGCUGCUGCUGGGCGCCGCCGGCCUCGUCUACACCUGGGGCAGCAGCCGGCACGGGCAGCUGGGCCACGGCGGGCUGCAGGCGGAGCAGGAGCCGCGCGUGCUGGAGGCGCUGCAGGGGCUGCCCGUGGCCGACGUGGCGGCGGGCGGGUGGCACUCGGCCUGCGUGAGCGGUAGGUACGGGCCCUCCCCGGCGCGGGGGCAGCCGCGGCCGCAGCCACACGGCCGCCCUCUCGCUGUCCCGGCAGACGCGGGCGACCUGUACGUGUGGGGCUGGAACGCGUCCGGGCAGCUGGCGCUGCCGUGCAAGGCUCUGGCGAGGGAGCGCCGCGCCGCGGCCGACGGGCCCCCUGGUGCGGGGGCGGCUGCAGGUGACUCGGUGCCCAGCCCUGGAGCACACCAGGCUGCUGCAGGCGGUCACUUCAUUUCAAUCCAGGCCUUCCCAGCGCUGCUGGACCUCCCUCGUGGGGCCGAGGUCCGCCAGGUCAACUGCGGGUCCCGGCACACGGCUGCUGUGACCAGGCAAGGGGAGCUCUACACCUGGGGCUGGGGUAAAUACGGACAGCUGGGGCAUGGGGACAGAGCCAGCUCCGACCAGCCUCGCGUUGUUGCCUACUUCCCUGCCAAUGGGCUGCGCGUAGAGGAGGUGGUGUGCGGCCCAUGGACGACUUACGUGCGUGCCGCGGAGAAAGGAGAGCCUUCCUGAGCACUGCUGCUGGCACCGAGCCUGGCAGACAGCUGCCCGGCCCCAUGCUGUAGGCAGGGAGGAGAGGAGCCAGGCCGUGUUGGAUGUGUCAGUCUCCUCCAGGAGGGAAGCAAAGGUCCUGUGCUGGGCUGGACAUGUAGCACUUCAACCUCGGCUUCCAGCAGCCGGGGCCUGCAAAGAACGCUAAUAAAGUGCAGGGUCAAGCAACA
Alligator mississippiensis (American alligator) is the source of this 1471-nucleotide messenger RNA. RefSeq names its product RCC1 domain containing 1 (gene RCCD1). The transcript is spliced from 6 exons. Bases 84 to 1262 code for a protein of 392 amino acids. The record is from RefSeq and is a predicted model, not a curated record. NCBI's taxonomy places the organism in Eukaryota, Metazoa, Chordata, Crocodylia, Alligatoridae.